CGGAUCAUCAAAAUGGCGAUGUGCCCUGAUCAACACUCUUCCUCGUUCCAUAAAACACAGGGUCGAGGAGAGAGGUCCCUGUUUGCUGAUCAAGAGUUGGUUCGGAUCGACGACGACAACGACGAAGAAGACGAAGAAUAGUGGGAGUUUGAGGUUUCAGGAGAAGUAAGAAAAAUGGAUGAAGAGGAGGGUGGAGGAGGGUUGGGGAGGCUAGGGAAAAAGAAAUUCGUGGAGAAGGGCGAAGUGGACUACAAGACCAAGGCUGGUACGGCUUGGAGCCAUUCCUACCUCAACCAGAAGCCUUGGCACCCUCUGUCCUAUCCCAACCAACGUCGCAAAUGGAUAGCUGAGCAGACCGAUGCUCAACGCGAGCGCCGUGCCGAGGAAGUUGCCAGAGAAUUUGCUCAGGAGCAGGAGUUCUUCCGUCAAACUGCUCUUGUCUCCAAGAAAGAGAAGGAGAAGGUGGAGAUGAUGAAAGCUGUUAGUUUCAUGUAUGUUCGGCCACCGGGUUAUAAUGCAGAAAGUGCCAAAGCUGCAGAGAUUGCGGAUGAGAGGAAAAAGCAGGAACAAAACAAUCCUCAGCAAGAGCCUGCAGAUGGUGCUCCCCCCACAAUGCCGCCUGAUCAUCCAAGUGAAACUAGGAGGAAGCCAAGGCCAAAGGAUGUCUUUGGUCGUGCCUUACCAACAGAGGAAGAAUUUGAAGUAUUGAAAAAUGCUCCACGGCUAGAGACAGGUCUGCCAGCAAGAGUAAAACCAUUUGGGAUUGAAGUCCGUAAUGUGAAAUGUGUAAGAUGUGGAAAAUAUGGUCAUCAAAGUGGUGAUCGCGAAUGCCCAUUGAGAGAUGCAAUAAUGCCUAAUGAAGAAAGCCGAUUGAAGAGAGAUGAUCCCUUGACAGCUAUCUUGGCCCACACUGAAUCUAGCGAGCCUCUAAAGUGGGAGUUGAAACAAAAACCAGGUAUGAGUCCUCCACGAGGGGGCUUCAAGCCAGAUGACCCAAACCAGCAGAUAGUUGCUGAAGACAUAUUUGAUGAAUAUGGGGGGUUCCUCUGUGGAGGAAAUAUCCCCGACCUGCUGACCAACUUCUCAGCAAGCAAAUCUAAGAAACAUUCUAAAACGAAGGGCAAACACAAGAGUCGUUCUUCAGCUUCUGGUAGCAAGUCCAAGAACUGGUCAUCCUCACCCAAUCCUGACAUGGAGAAAUCAAAGAAAAAGAAAGCAAAAGAGAAGUUACAUAGGAAGAAGAGACAUCAUUCUGAUACAAGCUCUUCAGUCAACUCUGAGUCUGAUAGACAUGAUAGAAGGAAAAGUCGACAUUCUGUCUCAGAUUCAACUGACAACUUCGACUCAGACACACACAAUGAAAGUAGAAAACGCCGGGGUUCUAUUUCAAGCUCAUCUGACAAUACUGAUCAUGGAAGGCAUCAUAAAAGUCGAAAGCGGCGUGACCCUGAAUCAGGUUCAUCUGACAAUUCUGAGUCUGAUAGGCAUCAUAGGAGUAGUAGUAAACGCAACUACAGUCAUCAUGGUCAUCAUCAUCAUCGCCACCGUCACUCUGGUACAACUCGAGCUGAUUAGUGCUAGAUUGCAUUGGGUAGUGGUUUGUACAUGAUUUACCAUGCUCCAUGUCAAGUGCAUCCUCGAGUCUAUUUCUUUUCUAUCUUGUUCUGCUUGAGUAGAGGAAGAAAAACAGUUUCAUAAUCAGCUUUUUCCAUGAAGCUUGUUUGGGCCUCCCAUGGUAUUAAAGCACAUUUAUUUAUAUGAUUUCCACCUAGAAGUAUAUUCAGUAAGAUUCCUUAAUCCUUGAUUUAUUUCUAAAGCCUUGUUUAUGCAUUUUCAUUUAUUUGUGGGUGUGAAAUCGGUUUUAGUGCUUAAGUCACCUUUGUCCUAGCUUCAUUGUAUCUUGACGAUGUUACUAAACGCAUUACUGCACAUCUUUUUCCCUUUCUCUUUAUCUGUAUGUAACUUUUUUUCUGUAAAUUCUAGUGAACCGUAUGAACAAUCAUUUCUA
Messenger RNA from Nelumbo nucifera (sacred lotus), 2008 nucleotides. RefSeq names its product zinc knuckle (CCHC-type) family protein. The record is from RefSeq and is a predicted model, not a curated record. Gene Ontology annotation, molecular function: transcription corepressor activity. Gene Ontology annotation, cellular component: nucleus. NCBI's taxonomy places the organism in Eukaryota, Viridiplantae, Streptophyta, Magnoliopsida, Proteales, Nelumbonaceae. Gene Ontology annotation, biological process: negative regulation of DNA-templated transcription.